Dioscorea cayenensis subsp. rotundata (Guinea yam) is the source of this 1430-nucleotide messenger RNA. RefSeq lists its product as uncharacterized. The coding region runs from base 135 to 1208 and encodes 357 amino acids. The record is from RefSeq and is a predicted model, not a curated record. The transcript has 6 exons. NCBI's taxonomy places the organism in Eukaryota, Viridiplantae, Streptophyta, Magnoliopsida, Dioscoreales, Dioscoreaceae.
AUCGUCGCAGAUCAUCCUUAGUACUUCGCAGCCCACCUCGCCCUCGUCUUAGUUCGCCGGCGUAUGCCGCUCAAUCUCGCCGUCUCUCCACAGUCCAAAGUAAAAACUGGGAUCGGCAUAAGUAGCAGUUAAAUAUGAAAGCUUCAAGAUCCAGUCAACCUAAAUCUCCAGGAAAAGUACAUAGUGUGAGGAUUACACUUUCAUCCAGAGAUGUAAAGAAUCUUGAGAAAGUUUGUGCUGAUCUUGUGAAUGGAUCACAAAAUAAAAAAUUAAAAGUCAAUGGAGAUGAAGUGACUCCGGUGAAAUUUGUGCCCGUCAGCACCGAGGAUUCUCCUUCAACUGGCGGAUUUCACAUAAAAGAAGGACGGCCUAGCAAGAAGGGUUGUACCAAUUUCAGGUGGAGCCCAGCCAUGAGUCACUUCUUGCUCCCCUUCCUUGUACAGCAAGUGAGAUUGGGACGGAAGGUUAACAAGAGUUUUAAGAGGCAUGCCCUGUUGGCUGCAGCAAAAGCUGUCAGUGACAAAUUCAACCUGAUUUGCACUGACUCUAAUGUUGAAAAUCAUCUGCGAACAAUCAAGACUAGGUAUUUACAGAUAAAGAAGCUCAGAAGUCUGGGUAAUUCAACCUGGGUUGAGGAUGAAAAGAAAAUUGUCAUGGAUGCAAUAUCUUAUAACCAACACAUAGCGGCUCAUCCGAAGGAUGAACCAUUCAUAAACAAGACAAUUGAGAUGUACGAUGAGAUGGCUAUCAUCUGUGGUGAUGAGCCAGUUGCCCCUAGAAUAGUUGUCGGUGCUGAUCCUGUGUUCUCAGGAGAUGAUGUGAAUGUGAUUAUGGAUGAAAACAUUGAGACUGAGGAGGAAGCAGAGGAGACACACUCCCGGUCCCAACAAAUUUCAACAUCAUCAGAUUCAACAGGAAGAACAAGACAAUGUGAUCAAAGCAACAACCAUAUUGCAGAGAAGAUCGAUCUUCUUGCAUUCCAAAUAGGCCGGUUGGCCGACGCCAUAAGGACCAGCCAGAGAGGCAUUGCUUCUGAACUUUUCCAAGAAGUAAUGAAAUCUGAUGGUUACAAUGAGGCAUCACUUGGUAAAGCCUUCGACUAUCUUAAUGAGCAUGAACAUUUAGCAAGGGGAUUCCUCGCAAAAAACUAUCACUUGCGGCAAGCUUGGCUUGCUGAGUACUUCUCUGCAGCAGGAUAUCUAACGUGAACUGGGGAUUCCUGGGCUUCUCUUCUCCUCCUAUCGCUCCAUUGCUACUAGAUGUUGCUAGUUUCUUGAUUUAUGGUGAUAAAGGUAGAUGUAGUUUCAAAAGUCCUAAUAUCCGAAUAAUUUUCCCCACAUUAGUAAAAGCAGCAGUAUUGAAAUGUGAAUAUAUUUACUAAAAUUUUUUGUUUACUUAGCACUCAUGUCAAGAUUAUUUUUUAUUUGUGA